AUGAAGCUAUCAAGAGAUGACUUGAAGGAUCUCUUUCCUCACAUAUUUAUUAAGAGAAAGAAGCUGUGGGACUACAUUUGCACUUUUAACGGGUCCAGUUAUCCUGAUGCCCAUGACAGUCCAGGGCCUGGAGCACCAUCUGAAGAAACUGCAUCCACUAAGUCAUCUGGAGAGUCAUCUUGUGACAAUUCAUCUGAAUCCUCAAACUCAUCCCCCGAGGUCCAAGUUCUGAAGCGAACAAAACCACGUGAAUGGACUGCCUCAGCCACAGGAAAAAAGAUCAAAGCCAGUUGGCCUGGUGCUAAUUUUACCUUUCCACUGUCUGAAGGAGUAAAAAAAUGUGUGAAAAGUAAGAUUCCAUUGAAUGAUAAGCUUCGUAGAGAACUCAUAAGAGACUGUGUCACCUGCCUGAAAGCAUCAGUUGGGGAAGGUAUAAAUACCAACCAUGUAAAUGAGGCUGCAAAGAUCAUAUGCAAAGAAGUACCAGUGAUGAAGGACGAGAAACCUCCUCUUUGGCCUGAAGAUAUGGAAUUCCCUUAUUGGGCUUCUGCCAAGCAAAUGGUUAACAAAAGACUUGCAAACCUGAAGACAUCCAGCAAAGGAAAAUCUGCUUCCAGUGCAACUGCAAAUGAAGAUGACUUGCUUAUAGAGACUGGAGAAAAGGAUACUGAAGAAGAUACAUCCAAGCAUAUGAAAGUCCUCCACAAAGAGUUUAAGAAGAAGGGAAAAAAUUGGAAAGUCAUUCAACAGCUUCUUGCAUUUACAUUUGGAAAAAGACGAGAAGAGAUAGCCUUGAUAACUGGCCAGGGUGCUAUUAGCAACAUGCUUGAUAAGCAUGCUUACUUGGACCAACAAAGAGUGGUAAGUCUGAUGGCUUAA
Messenger RNA from Actinia tenebrosa (Australian red waratah sea anemone), 879 nucleotides. RefSeq lists its product as uncharacterized. The record is from RefSeq and is a predicted model, not a curated record. NCBI's taxonomy places the organism in Eukaryota, Metazoa, Cnidaria, Anthozoa, Actiniaria, Actiniidae.